AUGGAUACAAACUUGCUUCCAGAAUUAUGUGUCUACACGUGGGUAAGUUUCAUUCUCAACAAAAUGUCGAUAUCGUGACAUGACGUUAACUAGCUAAUAACUUCCAGUUCGUUGCUGUACAUCUGUCAAGCACAUACAGAUGAGCUCUGUCUGGAUAGCAAAACAUAUGUUAGCCACAGCUAACGUUAGCGAGCAAGCUUGUCAAUAAAGCUUCUAUAACCUACUCGGCAGUGACAGUAGUAGUACUGAUAGAUUCAUUGUUUUGACAAGCUACGUAUAUGAACACAAUCUACUGAUUUAAGUGGGAACUGCGUCUCAAAAACACUGUCAUCAAUACCUAAUCAAUGAAACAUUGCAGGGAGCAAACAGCUACGGCCAGUUGGGACUGGGGAAUGUGGAAGACCUGUCAGUGGCCAAACUCGCCCUAAAUACGCUACAGACCGGGGCGGUGCGGCUACUCAGCGGAGGCGGUGGGCAUUCGGCUGUUGUGUCUGGUGAGUGUGGCCAUUUGUCAUUGCAUCUGUGCUCUACGGGAUCCUUGGUACGUCCACACCCGUCCAAUUUUAGUUGAAAAUGGUUAGGUAAGGGUUAAGGUUAGGGUGUGGACGUCCCAAUGAUCCCGGAUAGCACUGACUGUGCUCGGGGAGAGCAUUCUGUUGUAAUGAAAGAAGUAAUCUAAAUCGUAUCUCCAAAGUGUAUACUAUGUCUCCCUCUCCUGGACAUAUGUGUUUGGCGUCUCCUUUUGUUGUAUAAAGUCAAUACAGCUCUGUAAAUAACUGUUUUCUGCUUAUGCAGAGACUCCAGCCACCCUAGUCAUAGACUGUUCUCUCUGCUACCGCACGGCAAGCGGUACCAGAGUGCCAAGUCUAGGUCCAAAAGACUUCUCAACAGCUUCUACCCCUAAGCCAUAAGACUCCUGAACAGCUAAUCAUGGCUACCCGGACUAUUUGCACUGCAAACUAUUUGCACCCAUCCUUUUUACGCUGCUGCUACUCUAUUAAUUAUUUAUGCAUAGUCACUUUAACUCUACCCACAUGUACAUAUUACCUCAACUACCUCAACUAGCCGGUGCCCCCGCACAUUGACUCUGCAACGGUACCCCCCUGUAUAUAUAGCCUCCCUACUGUCACUUUAUUUUACUUCUGCUCUUUUUUUUCUCAACACUUUUUUUUGUUGUUGUUUUAUUUUUAAAAUAAAUGCACUGUUGGUUAAGGGCUGUAAGUAAGCAUUUCACUGUAAUGUCUGCACCUGUUGUAUUCGGCGCAUGUGACCAAUACAAUUUGAUUUGAUUUGGUAUACAUUUAACUAGCUAACUACUUCUCCUCCUUUUUCUCCUCCUCCUUCUCCUCUUCCUCCUUCUUUCUCCAGAGGAAGGGGAGCUGCUGGUGUGUGGUCAGAAUCACAAAGGUCAGCUGGGACUGGGUCACAGUUCCGAGGUCACUACCUUUCAACUCUGUCCUCUCAUUGGUCAGAGGGCUGCACACGUGUCCUGUGGCUGGGACUUCACACUCGUCCUCACUGGUGAGUGGAAGAGAAUGUACAGUAGAGAAUUCAGGGUAGUCACAACUCGGACCUGAACCUGGAUCCCUGGGACUGUUAAUCCCACACCUUUACCAAGCCAUUACAUCAAGAGAUCUGAAUCUCUUGACGAGGUCUCUAGGUGCUGAGAGGUCUCUAGGUGUUGAGAGGUCUCUAGGUGUUGAGAGGUCUCUAGGUGUUGAGAGGUCUCUAGGUGUUGAGAGGUCUCUAGGUGUUGAGAGGUCUCUAGGUGCUGAGAGGUCUCUAGGUGCUGAGAGGUCUCUAGGUGCUGAGAGGUCUCUAGGUGCUGAGAGGUCUCUAGGUGUUGAAGGAAGUAUCUAGGUGUUGAAGGAAGUCUCUAGGUGUUGAAGGAAGUCUCUAGGUGUUGAAGAAAGUCUCUAGGUGUUGAAGGAAGUCUCUAGGUGUUGAAGAAAGUCUCUAGGUGUUGAAGGAAGUCUCUAGUUGUUGAAGUCUCUAGGUGUUGUGAGGUCUCUAGGUGUUGUGAGGUCUCUAGGUGUUGUGCGGUCUCUAGGUGUUGAAGGAAGUCUCUAGGUGUUGAAGGAAGUCUCUAGGUGUUGAAGGAAGUCUCUAGGUGUUGAAGGAAGUCUCUAGGUGUUGAAGGAAAUCUCUAGGUGUUGAAGUAUCUAGGUGUUGAAGUCUCUAGGUGUUGAAGUCUCUAGGUGUUGAAGUCUCUAGGUGUUGAAGUCUCUAGGUGUUGAAGUCUCUAGGUGUUGAGAGGUCUCUAGGUGUUGAUGUAAGUCUCUAGGUGUUGAUGUAAGUCUCUAGGUGUUGAAGGAAGUCUCUAGGUGUUGAAGGAAGUCUCUAGGUGUUGAAGGAAGUCUCUAGGUGUUGAAGUAUCUAGGUAUUGAGGUCUCUAGGUAUUGAGAGGUCUCUAGGUGUUGAAGUAUCUAGGUGUUGUGAGGUCUCUAGGUGUUGAGAGGUCUCUAGGUGUUGUGUGGUCUCUAGGUGUUGUGACGUCUCUAGGUGCUGAGAGGUCUCUAGGUGCUGAGAGGUCUCUAGGUGCUGAGAGGUCUCUAGGUGCUGAGAGGUCUCUAGGUGCUGAGAGGUCUCUAGGUGCUGAGAGGUCUCUAGGUGCUGAGAGGUCUCUAGGUGCUGAGAGGUCUCUAGGUGCUGAGAGGUCUCUAGGUGCUGAGAGGUCUCUAGGUGCUGAGAGGUCUCUAGUUGUUGAAGGAAGUCUCUAGGUGUUGAAGGAAGUCUCUAGGUGUUGAAGGAAAUCUCUAGGUGUUAAGUAUCUAGGUGUUGAAGUCUCUAGGUGUUGAAGUCUCUAGGUGUUGAAGUCUCUAGGUGUUGAAGUCUCUAGGUGUUGAAGUCUCUAGGUGUUGAAGUCUCUAGGUGCUGAGAGGUCUCUAGGUGUUGAUGUAAGUCUCUAGGUGUUGAAGGAAGUCUCUAGGUGUUGAGGUCUCUAGGUGUUGAGAGGUCUCUAGGUGUUGAGAGGUCUCUAGGUGUUGUGAGGUCUCUAGGUGCUGAGAGGUCUCUAGGUGCUGAGAGGUCUCUAGGUGCUGAGAGGUCUCUAGGUGCUGAGAGGUCUCUAGGUGCUGAGAGGUCUCUAGGUGCUGAGAGGUCUCUAGGUGUUGAGAGGUCUCUAGGUGUUGAGAGGUCUCUAGGUGUUGAGAGGUCUCUAGGUGUUGAGAGGUCUCUAGGUGUUGAGAGGUCUCUAGGUGCUGAGAGGUCUCUAGGUGCUGAGAGGUCUCUAGGUGCUGAGAGGUCUCUAGGCGCUGAGAGGUAUCUAGGUGUUGUAAUACAGGAAGUCCAUAACUCGUUUAGAAGUGAUAGUGACACAUUAUUUUAUUUAUUUCAUAUAUCGGUAGACUGUACUGAAAAGGUUCAAGCUUUUUUGCUGUUCUGCUUGUAGUUUGUAAAGUCAGUUUCCUCUCUCUCUCAGAUCGUGGCCAGGUCCUGACAUGUGGAUCUAAUGCAUACGGCCAGCUGGGAGUCUCAGAGCACGUCACACACUCUGCACAGCUGCUGACCAUUAAGGUAGCAAAUAGGAGUAGGGGUUACCUAUUGUCAUGUUAUCUUUUUUUUUUUUUUUUUUUACAUAUCUGUGUAAGUGUUGGAUGGGAUUUAGGGGAUGUUGGUUUUAGUAGGUUGUGUAUAGCCUCAUAUGGGAUUUAGGGGAUGAUGUGUAUAGCCUCAUAUGGGAUUUAGUGGAUGAUGUGUAUAGCCUAAUAUGGGAUUUAGUGGAUGAUGUGUAUAGCCUCAUAUGGGAUUUAGUGGAUGAUGUGUAUAGCCUAAUAUGGGAUUUAGUGGAUGAUGUGUAUAGCCUCAUAUGGGAUUUAGGGGAUGAUGUGUAUAGCCUAAUAUGGGAUUUAGUGGAUGAUGUGUAUAGCCUCAUAUGGGAUUUAGGGGAUGAUGUGUAUAGCCUCAUAUGGGAUUUAGUGGAUGAUGUGUAUAGCCUAAUAUGGGAUUUAGUGGAUGAUGUGUAUAGCCUCAUAUGGGAUUUAGGGGAUGAUGUGUAUAGCCUCAUAUGGGAUUUAGUGGAUGAUGUGUAUAGCCUAAUAUGGGAUUUAGGGGAUGAUGUGUAUAGCCUCAUAUGGGAUUUAGUGGAUGAUGUGUAUAGCCUCAUAUGGGAUUUAGGGGAUGAUGUGUAUAGCCUAAUAUGGGAUUUAGUGGAUGAUGUGUAUAGCCUCAUAUGGGAUUUAGUGGAUGAUGUGUAUAGCCUCAUAUGGGAUUUAGUGGAUGAUGUGUAUAGCCUAAUAUGGGAUUUAGGGGAUGAUGUGUAUAGCCUCAUAUGGGAUUUAGUGGAUGAUGUGUAUAGCCUAAUAUGGGAUUUAGUGGAUGAUGUGUAUAGCCUCAUAUGGGAUUUAGUGGAUGAUGUGUAUAGCCUCAUAUGGGAUUUAGGGGAUGAUGUGUAUAGCCUCAUAUGGGAUUUAGUGGAUGAUGUGUAUAGCCUAAUAUGGGAUUUAGGGGAUGAUGUGUAUAGCCUCAUAUGGGAUUUAGUGGAUGAUGUGUAUAGCCUCAUAUGGGAUUUAGGGGAUGAUGUGUAUAGCCUAAUAUGGGAUUUAGUGGAUGAUGUGUAUAGCCUCAUAUGGGAUUUAGUGGAUGAUGUGUAUAGCCUCAUAUGGAAUUUAGUGGAUGAUGUGUAUAGCCUAAUAUGGGAUUUAGGGGAUGAUGUGUAUAGCCUCAUAUGGGAUUUAGUGGAUGAUGUGUAUAGCCUAAUAUGGGAUUUAGUGGAUGAUGUGUAUAGCCUCAUAUGGGAUUUAGGGGAUGAUGUGUAUAGCCUCAUAUGGGAUUUAGGGGAUGAUGUGUAUAGCCUAAUAUGUGAUUUAGGGGAUGAUGUGUAUAGCCUCAUAUGGGAUUUAGUGGAUAAUGUGUAUAGCCUAAUAUGGGAUUUAGGGGAUGAUGUGUAUAGCCUAAUAUGGGAUUUAGGGGAUGAUGUGUAUAGCCUAAUAUGGGAUUUAGGGGAUGAUGUGUAUAGCCUCAUAUGGGAUUUAGGGGAUGAUGUGUAUAGCCUAAUAUGGGAUUGUCCUCCCUAGAUGCUGAUGGAGCCUGUGAUCAGUGUUGCAGCAGGGCUCAGACACUCACUAGCUGUCACUGGUAAGACAUGCCUUUGUUAGACUCAUUCUGGUCCUUAUCGCUGUGGUAAUAACAUGACUAUAUACAGGAAGUACCAGGUAAUAACAUGGCUAUAUACAGGGAGUACCAGGUAAUAACAUGACUAUAUACAGGAAGUACCAGGUAAUAACAUGGCUAUAUACAAGAAGUACCAGGUAAUAACAUGGCUAUAUACAGGAAGUACCAGGUAAUAACAUGGCUAUAUACAGGAAGUACCAGGUAAUAACAUGGCUAUAUACAGGAAGUACCAGGUAAUAACAUGGCUAUAUACAGGAAGUACCAGGUAAUAACAUGGCUAUAUACAGGGAGUACCAGGUAAUAACAUGGCUAUAUACAGGGAGUACCAGGUAAUAACAUGGCUAUAUACAGGAAGUACCAGGUAAUAACAUGGCUAUAUACAGGAAGUACCAUGUAAUAACAUGGCUAUAUACAGGAAGUACCAGGUAAUAACAUGGCUAUAUACAGGAAGUACCAGGUAAUAACAUGGCUAUAUACAGGAAGUACCAGGUAAUAACAUGGCUAUGUACAGGGAGUACCCGUACCGAGUCGAUGGGUACAAGGUAAUUGAGGUAGAUAUGUACAUAUAGGUAGGGACAAAGUGACUAGGCAACAGGAUAGAUAAUAAACAGUAGCAGCAGCAUGCGUGUGUGUGUGGCGUCUGUUUUCACGUGUGCUCGUGUUCUGUGUGUGUGGGUGUAUGUUGUGUGUGUGUGGGUGUGUGUGGGUGUAUGUUGUGUGUGUGUGGGUGUAUGUUGUGUGUGUGUGGGUGUAUGUUGUGUGUGUGUGUGGGUGUAUGUUGUGUGUGUGUGGUGGGGUGUAUGUUGUGUGUGUGUGGGUGUAUGUUGUGUGUGUGGGUGUAUGUUGUUCUGUGUGUGUGGGUGUAUGUUGUGUGUGUGGGUGGGUGUAUGUUGUGUGUGUGUGGGUGUAUGUUCUGUGUGUGUGGGUGUAUGUUGUGUGUGUGUGGGUGUAUGUUCUGUGUGGGUGUAUGUUGUGUGGGUGUAUGUUCUGUGUGUGUGUGGGUGUAUGUUGUGUGUGUGUGGGUGUGUGUGUGUGGGUGUAUGUUGUGUGUGUUGGGUGUAUUUUGGGUGGGUGUAUGUUGUGUGUGUUGGGAUGUCAGUGUAAGUAUGUGCUAGUGUGUGUGCGUAGAGUCAGUGCAAGAGAGUUAGUGUAAAAAAGGGUCAAUGCAGGCGAUCCAGGUAGCUAUUUAGCAGUCUUGUUUAGCAGUCUUAUGGCUUGGGGGUAGAAGCUGUUCAGGGUCCUGUUGGUUCCAGACGGUACCGGUUGCCGUGCGGUAGCAGAGAGAACAGUCUAUGACUUGGAUGGCUGCUGUCUUUGAAAAUUUUUGGGGCCUCCUCUGACACCGCCUGGUAUAGAGGUCCUGGAUGGCAGAGGUGACCGCCCGUAGAGGUGGGACGGCCAAGAGACCACAGGUGACAGAACGGAGUGCGCGGGUUGGGAUGUAGGGUUUGAGCAGGGCCUGAAGGUAGGGAGGGGAAGUUCGUAGGCAAGUACCAUGGUCUUGUAAUGGAAGCGAGCUUCGACUGGAAGCCAGUGGAGUGUACGGAGGAGCGUGGUGACAUGGAAGAACUUGGAAAGGUUUAACACCAGACGGGCUGCGGCGAUCUGGAUAAGUUGCAGGGGUUUGAUGGCACAAGCGGGGAAUUUUGCGCUGGACCUGCGCUGCUUCCUGUGUGAGGUAGGGUCGUACUCUACGGAUGUUGUAGAGGACGAACCUGCAGGAGCGAGUCACUGUUUGGAUGUUUGCAGAGAACGACAGGGUGUUCUCCAGGGUCACGCCAAGGUUAUUUGCACUCCGGGAGGGGGGACACCGUGGAGUUGUCGACGGUGAUAGAGAGGUCUUGGGAGCGGGCAGGCCUUUCCCGGGAGGAAGAGCAGCUCCGUCCUGUCGAGGUUGAGCUUGAGGUGGUGGGCCAUCAUCCAAGCUGAGAUAUCUUCCAGGCACGCUGAGAGGCGUGUCGCCACCAUAUUUUGUCUGCUAUUUAGUUAGUCAGUGUUUCCUUUUUAGCCCUGAUGUGGCUGUAGCCUCCAUUAUUGUAGACUCCAGGCAGCUACAGCCGUCUGACUACACCAAUGCUUUGAUAUCAGGCACAAUAAACUGUAGUUUAAUGUAAUCUCUUGUCUUUUUGUGUUGUUCUGUCUGCAGGUACAGGUGGUGUGUACCAGUGGGGUAUGGGUCUCUCUGGUCAGGCCAAGAGAGCUCUGAGUCCACAGCCUGUCCCAGCACACUUCACCUCCAGGAUACCAUGUCUGGUCCCAGGUCUGGAUCAGGUGAUGUCACACAGAGUCGCCGCAGGCUCCGCCCACUGUGUGUGCCUCACCGGUGAGUGACACCUCCUUCUACAGCUUUUAUUACACAUUACAACUGGGACUAUGAUUGUGGAGGAAGAAAACACUUUAACAGGACUUCCUGUGUUUUUUUACAUUCUCCCAAAAUCAGUCGUUGGUUUAUUGUUUCCGCAAUGACAAAUCUUAAUGGUUGCAUUCAUUGUAUUGCCUGGCUAGGAGAGUAGUUGGAUAAUGUCAGUGUUUUGUCUUGUGUUAUAGCUGAAGGAGGUGUGUUUAUGUGGGGCAGUAAUAAACACCGCCAGCUGACUGGCACAGAGUUGUUCCUACCCAGACCCGUCCUCUUAGAUCGCUCACUACUGGGUGGAGAGAAGGUUAAACGCAUACGCAGUGGCUGGACACACCUGGUGGCCCAAACAGGUGAGAGAUGAGCCCUGUUCAGUAAGGCGACGCGUUUUUGAAAAUGGUGCAGGGACUAUGUGAAUUUGUCCAACAAGAAAUUGCACAUUUUCGGUAGCAAAAUAUGCAAAUCCGUGUGCCUUUUAAUGAACACGAGUGAAUUUACUUGAUGAUCUCUUUCUGGAAACAUGCUGUAUAUCUGGAAACAUGCUGUAUAUCUGGAAACAUGCUGUAUAUCUGGAAACAUGCUGUAUAUAUGGAAACAUGCUGUAUAUCUGGAAACAUGCUGUAUAUCUGGAAACAUGCUGUAUAUCUGGAAACAUGCUGUAUAUCUGGAAACAUGUUGUAUAUCUGGAAACAUGCUGUAUAUCUGGAGACAUGCUGUAUAUCUGGAGACAUGCUGUAUAUCUGGAGACAUGCUGUAUAUCUGGAAACAUGCUGUAUAUCUGGAAACAUGCUGUAUAUCUGGAAACAUGCUGUAUAUCUGGAGACAUGCUGUAUAUCUGGAAACAUGCUGUAUAUCUGGAAACAUGCUGUAUAUCUGGAAACAUGCUGUAUAUAUGGAAACAUGCUGUAUAUCUGGAGACAUGUGUUGUGGAAAAUAACCACCAUACUUUAUUUACAAAUAAGGUCUUAUAGAGUUUUUGUUGCACCAAGAAAUGACUUUAUUAAAGUUUCUAACAAAGACGAUACUCGUCUGCAGAGGAGCACCCCUUCUUAAGAUCUUUCUCCCACUUAUAUAGUCCUCUUCAGUUUUCCCGCUCUUUUAUUGCUCCGCCCACUUCCUUUGUCCCUGAGGACGGCUGAACUAUUACUCCAUCCAAUCACUGCUCCCCUGUCUUGCACAGUCUCAAUAUGACAAGGCCCUAAAUUCUUGACACAACCUUCCCCCCCAUCAUGCUGUAAUCAAUCAAGAAGAUACCAAGGAGACCAAGGUCUAGCCCAAACUCCAUCCAACCCUGGUGUCGCUCCCUUCACAAUGUUUGAAGAGAGACAAAAGGCAGCCAUGGAUUGAAGUAAGAGCAAGCACUUUGACCCUAGGGUAGUUUCUUCUCUACUCACCCACACACACAGUGAAAUGCCCCAAUAAAAUUCCUAGCCCAGUAACAAACAAAUCUAACUCAAUGUUCGUGAUUAACCCAGUUCUAUCUUCUAAUUAAUUUAAGAAUAUACAUCACAUGCUGUAUAUCUGGAAACAUGCUGUAUAUCUGGAAACAUGCUGUAUAUCUGGAGACAUGCUGUAUAUCUGGAAACAUGCUGUAUAUCUGGAAAGAUGCUGUAUAUCUGGAGACAUGCUGUAUAUCUGGAAACAUGCUGUAUAUCUGGAAACAUGCUGUAUAUCUGGAAACAUGUUGUACAGUGGGGGAAAAAAGUAUUUAGUCAGCCACCAAUUGUGCAAGUUCUCCCACUUAAAAAGAUGAGAGAGGCCUGUAAUUUUCAUCAUAGGUACACGUCAACUAUGACAGACACAUUGAGAGAAAAAAAUCCAGAAAAUCACACUGUAGGAUUUUUUAUGAAUUUAUUUGCAAAUUAUGGUGGAAAAUAAGUAUUUGGUCACCUACAAACAAGCAAGAUUUCUGGCUCUCACAGACCUGUAACUUCUUCUUUAAGAGGCUCCUCUGUCCUCCACUCGUUACCUGUAUUAAUGGCACCUGUUUGAACUUGCUAUCAGUAUAAAAGACACCUGUCCACAACCUCAAACAGUCACACUCCAAACUCCACUAUGGCCAAGACCAAAGAGCUGUCAAAGGACACCAGAAACAAAAUUGUAGACCUGCACCGGGCUGGGAAGACUGAAUCUGCAAUAGGUAAGCAGCUUGGUUUGAAGAAAUCAACUGUGGGAGCAAUUAUUAGGAAAUGGAAGACAUACAAGACCACUGAUAAUCUCCCUCGAUCUGGGGCUCCACGCAAGAUCUCACCCUGUGAAGUCAAAAUGAUCACAAGAACGGUGAGCAAAAAUCCCAGAACCACACGGGGGGACCUAGUGAAUGACCUGCAGAGAGCUGGGACCAAAGUAACAAAGCCUACCAUCAGUAACACACUACGCCGCCAGGGACUCAAAUCCUGCAGUGCCAGACGUGUCCCCCUGCUUAAGCCAGUACAUGUCCAGGCCCGUCUGAAGUUUGCUAGAGUGCAUUUGGAUGAUCCAGAAGAGGAUUGGGAGAAUGUCAUAUGGUCAGAUGAAACCAAAAUAGAACUUUUUGGUAAAAACUCAACUCGUCGUGUUUGGAGGACAAAGAAUGCUGAGUUGCAUCCAAAGAACACCAUACCUACUGUGAAGCAUGGGGGUGGAAACAUCAUGCUUUGGGGCUGUUUUUCUGCAAAGGGACCAGGACGACUGAUCCGUGUAAAGCAAAAAAUGAAUGGGGCCAUGUAUCGUGAGAUUUUGAGUGAAAACCUCCUUCCAUAUGCAAGGGCAUUGAAGAUGAAACGUGGCUGGGUCUUUCAGCAUGACAAUGAUCCCAAACACACCGCCCGGGCAACGAAGGAGUGGCUUCGUAAGAAGCAUUUCAAGGUCCUGGAGUGGCCUAGCCAGUCUCCAGAUCUCAACCCCAAAGUCCGUGUUGCCCAGCGACAGCCCUAAAACAUCACUGCUCUAGAGGAGAUCUGCAUGGAGGAAUGGGCCAAAAUACCAGCAACAGUGUGUGAAUACCUUGUGAAGACUUACAGAAAACGUUUGACCUGUGUCAUUGCCAACAAAGGGUAUAUAACAAAGUAUUGAGAAACUUUUGUUAUUGACCAAAUACUUAUUUUCCACCAUAAUUUGCAAAUAAAUUCAUAAAAAAUCCUACAAUGUGAUUUUCUUGAUUUUUUUUUCUAAUUUUGUCUGUCAUAGUUGACGUGUACCUAUGAUGAAAAUUACAGGCCUCUCUCAUCUUUUUAAGUGGGAGAACUUGCACAAUUGGUGGUUAACUAAAUACUUUUUCCCCCCACUGUAUAUCUGGAAACAUGUUGUAUAUCUGGAGACAUGCUGUAUAUCUGGAAACAUGUUGUAUAUCUGGAAACAUGUUGUAUAUCUGGAAACAUGCUGUAUAUCUGGAAACAUGUUGUAUAUCUGGAAACAUGCUGUAUAUCUGGAAACAUGCUGUAUAUCUGGAAACAUGCUGUAUAUCUGGAAACAUGCUGUAUAUCUGGAAACAUGUUGUAUAUCUGGAAACAUGCUGUAUAUCUGGAAACAUGCUGUAUAUCUGGAAACAUGCUGUAUAUCUGGAAACAUGCUGUAUAUCUGGAAACAUGCUGUAUAUCUGGAAACGUGCUGUAUAUCUGGAAACGUGCUGUAUAUCUAGAAACAUGCUGUAUAUCUGGAAACAUGCUGCAUAUCUGAGGAAUCUCUUUGUUUUUGGUUUGUCAAUUUACUUGAUGAUCUCUUUCUGGAAACAUGCUGUAUAUAUGGAAACAUGCUGUAUAUGUGGAAAUGUGCUGUAUAUGUGGAAAUGUGCUGUAUAUUUGGAAACAUGCUGUAUAUCUGGAAACAUGCUGUAUAUCUGGAAACAUGUUGUAUAUCUGAGGAAUCUCUGUGGUUUGUCAAUUUACUUAAUGAUCUCCUUCUAGAAACCUGCUGUAUAUCUAGAAAAAAUUUGUAUAUCUGGAAACAUGCUGUAUAUCUGGAAACAUGCUGUAUAUCUGGAAACAUGUUGUAUAUCUGAGGAAUAUCUGUGGUUUGUCAAUUUACUUAAUGAUCUCCUUCUAGAAACCUGCUGUAUAUCUAGACAUUUUUUGUAUAUCUGGAAACAUGCUGUAUAUCUGGAAACAUGCUGUAUAUCUGGAAACAUGCUGUAUAUCUGGAAACAUGCUGUAUAUCUGGAAACAUGCAGUAUAUCUAGAGACAUGCUGUAUAUCUGAGGUGUCUCUGUGGUUUGUCAAUUUACUUAAUGAUCUCCUUCUAGAAACCUGCUGCAUAUCUAGAAAAAUGUUGUAUAUCUGGAAACAUGCUGUAUAUCUGGAAACAUGCUGUAUAUCUGGAAACAUGCUGUAUAUCUGGAAACAUGCUGUAUAUCUGGAAACAUGCUGUAUAUCUGGAAACAUGCUGUAUAUCUGGAGAAAUGCUGUAUAUCUGAGGUGUCUCUGUGUUGAGGCUUCAAAUCUAACUAGAGAAUUCACAUGUAUUAGUAUUAAUGGGGCUGUGGGUGACACCACUACAUACAGGUAUAAUGCGUUAUGAAACGGUUCUAAUACAUUGUAAGACUUGUCAUAAAUAUGUAUGACCCUAAAAAUGUCUUAUUACCAUCUUAUAAUGUCUUAUUACCAUCUUAUUAUGUCUUAUUACCAUCUUAUGUCUUAUUACCAUCGUAUAAUAUCUUAUUACCAUCUUAUAAUGUCUUAUUACCAUCUUAUGGUGUGUUUGUUAUUCACCCGGGUCUGAUGGACCCACAACAUUUUGGGUUUUUUAAAACAAUACAGCCAUAACAAUUUACGUAAAAAUACUUAAUACUUAGAUGUUGACUUAUAUCAAUUACAAGCAAUAUAGACAGCAUACAUGGUUAAUAUUUGCCAUUUACCUCUGCUAGAUCUCAUUUAUCAAUAAAAGCGCUAUUCAUUUUUUUGGGAUCAAAUUUACCCCAAUAUAGUCAAGACAUGGGUGGAAUAAAUCAUGUUUAUCUUGAACAAAUAUAAAUGAAACAAGGUUUUCAUGGAUAUUUAUGUUUAUUGCUUUGAACUGAACAAAUUGGAAGGACAGAUUUUACAUACAGUAUUUUAUGGAAAUGAUAAAUGAGCCCCAUUGAACACAAAUUAAGGCCAGUCUACACCACAUGUGGGACAGAGUUUUACUGUGUGUGUGUGUUGAAAAUGUAUUUCUUGCACUUGAUGCAUGUGUACUGUGUCUUCCUGUCCUUCUCGGGUCCAAACACAUCACAGCGCUUCUUCUUGUUGCUACCGGCUGCAAUCUAGAAUGAAUUUAGCUAACAUCACUCACUCACACACUCACACACUCACUCACACAUUCACUCAUUCACUCACUCACUCACUCACUCACUCACACAUUCACUCAUUCACUCACUCACUCACUCACAUACAGUGGGGAUAACAAGUAUUUGAUACACUGCCGAUUUUGCAGGUUUUCCUACUUACAAAGCAUGUAGAGGUCUGUAAUUUUUUAUCAUAGGUACACUUCAACUGUGAGAGACGGAAUCUAAAACAAAAAUCCAGAAAAUCACAUUGUAUGAUUUUUAAGUAAUUAAUUUGCAUUUUAUUGCAUGACAUAAGUAUUUGAUACAUCAGAAAAGCAGAACUUAAUAUUUGGUACAGAAACCUUUGUUUGCAAUUACCGAGAUCAUACGUUUCCUGUAGAUCUUGACCAGGUUUGCACACACUGCAGCAGGGAUUUUGGCCCACUCCUCCAUACAGACCUUCUCCAGAUCCUUCAGGUUUCGGGGCUGUCGCUGGGCAAUACGGACUUUCAGCUCCCUCCAAAGACUUUCUAUUGGGUUCAGGUCUGGAGACUGGCUAGGCCACUCCAGGACCUUGAGAUGCUUCUUACGGAGCCACUCCUUAGUUGCCCUGGCUGUGUGUUUCGGGUCGUUGUCAUGCUGGAAGACCCAGCCACGACCCAUCUUCAAUGCUCUUACUGAGGGAAGGAGGUUGUUGGCCAAGAUCUUGUGAUACAUGGCCCCAUCCAUCCUCCCCUCAAUACGGUGCAGUCGUCCUGUCCCCUUUGCAGAAAAGCAUCCCCAAAGAAUGAUGUUUCCACCUCCAUGCUUCACGGUUGGGAUGGUGUUCUUGGGGUUGUACUCAUCCUUCUUCUUCCUCCAAACACGGCGAGUAGAGUUUAGACCAAAAAGCUGUAUUCUUGUCUCAUCAGACCACAUGACCUUCUCCCAUUCCUCCUCUGGAUCAUCCAGAUGGUCAUUGGCAAACUUCCGACGGGCCUGGACAUGCGCUGGCUUGAGCAGGGGGACCUUGCGUGCGCUGCAGGAUUUUAAUCCAUGACGGCGUAGUGUGUUACUAAUGGUUUUCUUUGAGACUGUGGUCCCAGCUCUCUUCAGGUCAUUGACCAGGUCCUACCGUGUAGUUCUGGGCUGAUCCCUCACCUUCCUCAUGAUCAUUGAUGCCCCACGAGGUGAGAUCUUGCAUGGAGCCCCAGACCGAGGGUGAUUGACCGUCAUCUUGAACUUCUUCCAUUUUCUAAUAAUUGCGCCAACAGUUGUUGCCUUCUCACCAAGCUGCUUGCCUUUUGUCCUGUAGCCCAUCCCAGCCUUGUGCAGGUCUACAAUUUUAUCCCUGAUGUCCUUACACAGCUCUCUGGUCUUGGCCAUUGUAGAGAGGUUGGAGUCUGUUUGAGUGUGUGGACAGGUGUCUUUUAUACAGGUAACGAGUUCAAACAGGUGCAGUUAAUACAGGUAAUGAGUGGAGAACAGGAGGGCUUCUUAAAGAAAAACUAACAGGUCUGUGAGAGCCAGAAUUCUUACUGGUUGGUAGGUGAUCAAAUACUUAUGUCAUGCAAUAAAAUGCAAAUUAAUUACUUAAAAAUCAUACAAUGUGAUUUUCUGGAUUUUUUUAGGAAAACCUGCAAAAUCGGCAGUGUAUCAAAUACUUGUUCUCCCCACUGUAUAUAGUUACAGCAGGCCAAGGUAGGAGAGUCAGACACACACACAACAACAUCACUCACACUUACUUCCGGGUUUAGAGUUGUUGGUUCUGUGGGUCGGGCGGAUGGGGCGCCAGCAUCCUCCUCCUGAAUCCUCCUCACGAUGGCUGCAGUAGCUGGGGUCCUUGGGAUAUGUUGCCUCCUCUGGAUUUGAGGUCUUACCAGUGCCUUGCCCAGCUCCUCGAGAAAAAGCCGUCUCCUCUGGAGCUUCCCCCUGUUCCAACCUGAGUUCAACGCCAUCCAGAUGACAAAACGCGGUGUACGCCGAGAUGUCCAAGAUGUUGAAGAAUAUCACAAGUGGCCAGCGUAGGUUUCUUCUUUUGCAGCUGUAGCCAGCUUGUCUAAAUUGUCCACCCCUCGUUUUUUAGGCAUUGUAAUCCAUUAUGAUUUCUGGUUUUUGAUGUUCCACAGAUUCUCCCAUCCCUAUGCAGCGUACUCAUGAGUACCACAUCUUUGCCCUUCUUUGGCACGUAGGACACUAGGGACGUGUCGGCCGUGAACACCAACUUAGAGGACUUGACAGGCCUGUUCCGUGUAUUCAACAGCUUGAGGUGGGAGCUCUGGCUUGUUAAUUAGUUCUGUUCCUACCAUCGUCAGCUUCCUCUUGAGGAGCUCCUGUCUCAGCUUGUGCGAAGUAAAAAAAAGUUAUCGCAUGUGAUGUUGUGGCCACGGAGUCCCUGUGUCACGUCCAGGACAACCCGCAUCCCUUGGUUCUUCUCAGGGGCUCCUCCAUCUGGCUUCCCCGUAUACACUUGCAAGUUCCCCGCAUCUGAUGAAGCAGCAGCAUCACAGGCAGCCCAGAUCUUGAUUCCAUAUUUUGCGUGUUUAGACGGUAUGUGCUGCCUGAAGGGGCAGGCCUAAAUGGCAUAAGCUUCUCAUCAACAGUAACGUUGGGCCCAGGGUUGUAAAACAGGGGAAGGCGGUCCAGAGACAUGAUCCUCAUAUUCUGAAAAUUCUUCCAUCUUCCAAAGUGGAAGACGCUCCUUCCACACAAGCUUCUCUCUCUGCCCAAAAAAAUUCUAAGGCCCUCUGAGCAGAGAUUAUUUUCUCCAUACUGAUUGAUUGUGGUAAAGAGCCACACCUGCAAAGCUAUUUAUUUGUUGUGUCCCUCCCCCAAUUUGCACCUGGCUGGGGUAGAGUGUGGGAAAAUACAUACACAUAUAUAUUUUUUUACAAUGUAUCGAAAUAAUGUAUUGAAAUAACAUUGUGCAGGUUUCCGCAAGACAUUGUGAGGUUUCACACACUACAAAGGGUAAAGAGUGCGAGAAAAGCAGGAGACAGGCAGGCAGGGAGAAGGGCAGGGAGACAGGCAGGGAGACAGGCAGGCAGACAGACAGGCAGGGAGACAGACAGACAGGCAGGGAGACAGGCAGGGAGACAGGCAGGCAGGCAGGCAGGGAGACAGACAGGGAGACAGACAGACAGGGAGACAGACAGACAGACAGACAGACAGACAGACAGGGAGACGGGCAGGCAGGAAGACAGGCAGGGAGACAGACAGGGAGACAGGCAGGGAGACAGGCAGGGAGACAGGCAGGGAGACAGACAGGGAGACAGGCAGGGAGACAGACAGGCAGGGAGACAGGCAGGGAGACAGACAGACAGGGAGACAGGCAGGCAGGGAGACAGGCAGGCAGGGAGACAGGCAGGGAGACAGGGAGACAGGCAGACAGACAGGGAGACAGGCAGGCAGGGAGACAGGCAGGGAGACAGGCAGGGAGACGGACAGGGAGACGGACAGGGAGACGGACAGGCAGGGAGACAAGCAGGCAGGCAGGGAGACAGACAGGCAGGCAGGGAGACAGACAGACAGGCAGGGAGACAGGCAGACAGACAGGCAGGGAGACAGGCAGACAGGCAGGGAGACAGGUUCUUGGUGCUAUGUUGAAACAGCAGGGAGGAGGAAGGCAAAGAGCAAACCUUUUUGUUUCAUUUUUACUUGUUUUCACCUACACACUUUUCCACCCUUUUAUUACCCUCGGGUACGAUGGACCCGAACACCACAUAUGGAAUAUAAAUGUGUAGGGGGUGCACAGUGUGCCCUCAAUUAAAAUGUGUUAUUUUACAUAUUUUACAAUGAGCCAAGGCCAAUGAGUCUCAGGUUGAAAAAAUGAUUCAUUGCAUCGUUUUUCUUUUAGUAAACAUUGAAAAUGGGUCCCACAAACCCGAACACCACACAAGGGUUAAUAUCUUAUUACCAUCUUGUAAUGUCUUAGUAACAUCUUAUGUCUUAGUACCAUCUUAAUGUCUUAUUACCGUCUUAUAAUGUCUUGUUACCAUGUUAUAAUGUCUUGUUACCAUCUUAUAAUGUCUUGUUACCAUCUUAUAAUGAUCCUGACUAAAUGGAGUGCCACUUGUUUCUUCCAGAGAGUGGGCGGGUCUUCACCUGGGGCAGAAGCAAUUACGGACAGCUGGGAAGGACAGAAUCAACCAAUCAGAGUGCAGAUCAGCGAUCAGGUGGUGCGUCGACGGGAGCUGCCAGCCAAUGGGCACGUGUCCCUGCGGAAGUCAAGGUCCUCUGUGGAGCCAGAC
Molecule: messenger RNA, 16915 nt
Organism: Coregonus sp. 'balchen'
Lineage: Eukaryota; Metazoa; Chordata; Actinopteri; Salmoniformes; Salmonidae
Source: the annotation of a GenBank genome assembly